Molecule: messenger RNA, 3308 nt
Organism: Aspergillus ibericus CBS 121593
Lineage: Eukaryota; Fungi; Ascomycota; Eurotiomycetes; Eurotiales; Aspergillaceae
Product: putative ubiquitin-protein ligase (Asi3)
Exons: 2
Coding region: 261-3161 (966 amino acids)
Biological process (GO): protein ubiquitination; ubiquitin-dependent protein catabolic process
Molecular function (GO): ubiquitin protein ligase activity
Source: RefSeq, a predicted model, not a curated record
CUACUACUACUACCCAACAGCCUCCGUUGCGUGUUGCAUGGGGACUCUCUGUCCAUUUCGCUUGGGGAUGAUGACCCCAGAUUUGCCCUCUGCUCCCUUGUUCUACUGAUGACUUCCCAGUGAACUCGUCUCUUCCCUCGGCACUCCCCCCCUCUCUCACCGCGCGAUAGACAUACCCCAUUUCCCCACGCAUGGGCACUGGUGCCAUUCGAUUUGCAGUUCACCCCAGUUCCGGCGCAAUCUUCUUGGCUUAGCCAGACAUGUCUAUGCUCCAGCCGGCCACCCCAGCCGCUUCUGCCUCAAUAUCCGCCGUUCAGUCCCUGAACACGACUCCGACAAUCGCCGCUCAUUCCUCCCUGUCCUCGUCGUCUCGCGAACUACUGUCUCUACCACUCCGUGGACUUCACCAGGCAGAGGCCUUUACAUUCUCGACCUUGCCGAGACAAGUUGCCAGAUUAGUUGGAUUGCAGGAUAUGGCGACACGUUUUUGGAGCACAUCUUCUGGUACGGGGCUAGAGACUGAUGCAGUGGUACUGGCAACGCAGACAGCAGCUGACGCUGCAAGAGAGGGCGUGGUGGAUGCAGCUGCCCAGGCCGAAUCCAGCCUCCAUUUCUCCGACAUCUUACAGGCUGUUAUGAAGUUCAGUGGCUUCUUUUCGUACCUGACGAGUCGGUGGUCUUUGGCUUGCUUUACCGUGGCACUUGUUCUGAACAGAAUUACUAUCUAUGCCUCUACCCGUCGACAACUCAAUUUAAACUGGACCAGGCGAUUGGCUCUGCGCAUUGUCCCUAUUGUCCUGUUUAUCUCUCAGAUCCAUUCCCUUCUUCGUACUAUUCGAUGUCAGACGUCUCCCGAGUACUCAACCAUACGCUACGGCACGCCAGGAAAGCGUUUAUUAUUUGAUUAUGCUGGAGGCGGCGGUUUUCUAUAUUCUCUGAGCUCCACGCUUUUGUCGUGGGAAACGGAUGAGCAGUCUUGCGGUGCAGUGCAUAUGGGUCGUCCUACAAAUGCCUCGGAUAUCUCAUAUGGCUCUUUCCGGUUGCUUUGGCCAGUCUUCAUACGACUAUGCAUCAGCCACUUUGUGGAGACUCUUUCUUGCGCUCUCCAGGGAAGGGCGGUUGUCUCAGAAGUCGGCAUGUCGAUUUUUGAACACUCGCUUGCAUUUGCCGAAGCAGAGUCUACGAUCAGCCAAUCCCUCGGUCUUGGUAUUUUUGGAUUAUCCAAGCAAAGCAGUGGAAAGGAUAUUCCUGGGGAGAAUGGGCAGUCUGCUCUCCAUCUACUAAGCAGAGGGCAGGCCUUGGAACGAAUGAACGUGACACCCGAAUUGCUGCUUAUUGCCUUGAUAUCGUGUUGCAACAGUCUGACUUCAAACGUUCUCGAUGUCAUCGGCAAACAGAGUCGUUACCGCUUGGUAAACACCGCAUUUUGGGGGCUCUGCUUCAUGUCAGCUAUGGCCUGGGGCUUGUUUAGCGGUUCGUCAGUCGGAAGCGACAGUGUCGUUCUCAAAUUCCCAACCGUCUGCAUUGUAGGGUUUGUGCCGCAUCUUUUGAUACUGUUAGGCAUUGUCGCCUGUGUCGGUAUAUAUGGACUUGCACUGGUUAUUACAGCAUUUUCUCUUCCAACGCAGACUCCGGGACCCUUAACGCUCCGCGAAAGGUUUUCCCUAGCUCACGAGAAUAUGCAAGGUGCCAAACAAAUCCAGAGCAUUCGCCUCAAUUGGCACGAUGACUUCUACACCACAUUGCUCAGAAUCGGUUACACUGCUCUGACGGCUGCCAGCGAGGCUGUUUUUCUCAAUGAGGGUAGACGGGUUGUCGCACGCAGAAUGACUUGGUUGGAACGUGAUAGACUGAUGGAAAUCGAGUCUCUCAGGCGCAAGCAAUCAUCGCGGCAGCAUCAUGGCGAUUUCUCCGAAGAUACGCUUUCUGAAAGUGGGGAAUUGAUGAACUUUGAUAUUCCCGAAUCGUCUUUGGAAUGGGAAAGCGGAUAUUCCCGCGAAAAGAAAAUCGAAAAGCCCAAGAAUGGUUCUAGAUCGGUUCGCCCCCAGACUGACCCAGGCGGUGUGGGUGCGUUCAGGGGCGUAGUUCGAUGCUACCACGGGUUUGCCUUCUUUCGUGGCAUCUUUUAUCUCGUCCUGAAGUGGAUUGCCUAUGGUGUCGACAGGAUUCUAUGUCGGGUUGGUAUUAACGCUCGCCCACAGUGGUUGAAGGCUAUUAUAGGAUCCCACAAGAAGGAAUCACAGAGGAAAAGAGAAGGCAACCGCUUGGAGUCAUUAGACUUUUGGAUUUUGUCGGACGACGGAGUCCUACAACUCCCCGACAACCAUGAGUUUGACGUAGAACAAGAAAUGAGAAAGAGAGAAAAGACUCAGGCCACUGGUUGGGAGGAAUCGGAUGAACGUCGGCUGGACGAUAAGCUCUACGGUUGGUGGAAAGCGGGUGGCUCAUGGGGCAACCAGGACCAGAGUUCCGAUUAUGCACCGUCUGCUUACGACGGGGAAGACACGACGAGUGUCAUAUCCAUGUCGACGACGAGCGAUUCCGAAUGGGAAGGGUACGAAUCAGACGGUCGUCGGACUCCCACUCAAGAAGAUCCCUUUCCGGGUCGUUUCUCCCGAGAAAGCACUCCGGUGCAAGAAUCGCUAGUGGAUAUCGGUUCCUUGACACGUCUAUUGGACCCGCGUGACCGGGAAAGCAGACAUGAAGCGCGCAUAUUAGCCGCACACCUUGCUGCCGGUCGUGAUGGCCGCAUAUUGACUCGUCGUCAGUUUCAGAAGCAAGUGGAGCACGAGCGAGCACAAAUCCUGCUCACCUCGCGGUUCGCGCAAUCUAACCAGAGGCGAUCAAAUGAUGAGAAACGCAGACCUACCCUCCAUGAAGAAUCAGAGAUUCUUGAGAAGCUUAUCCUUUCUCGAAGAUCUGAAAUGCUCUCCUUCUCGUCCGCAAACGCACAGACUUGGGAAUCCGGCGCCUCUGGCCUCGGACCCAGCGGCCCACCCUGUGUUAUCUGCCAGACUAACCCACGAUCCAUUAUCACAUGGCCAUGCCGAUGUCUCUGCAUCUGUGAAGACUGUCGUGUCAGUUUAGCGAUGAAUAAUUUCGGAAGCUGUGUGACAUGUCGUCAAGAAGUCGGAGGUUAUGUCCGGUUAUGGGUGCCCUAGACUUGAGUUUUCUCUACGAGACUCCUUUGUUUUAUUUCACAUCCUGGUUUCUGUCUUGUUGGGGUCUUCAGUUAGCAUAUUAGCGUAAUUUGAACACAUAGGAUUAGAGAUAUUGAACAUACAUACUUUUUCUUUGGGAUAUAGGGC